Molecule: messenger RNA, 1573 nt
Organism: Cryptomeria japonica (Japanese cedar)
Lineage: Eukaryota; Viridiplantae; Streptophyta; Pinopsida; Cupressales; Cupressaceae
Product: expansin-B3
Exons: 5
Coding region: 429-1202 (257 amino acids)
Biological process (GO): sexual reproduction
Cellular component (GO): plasmodesma; extracellular region
Source: RefSeq, a predicted model, not a curated record
AAUGGAGCUUCCUACCGACAAACAGAAGAAGCUUUUUCUUUUGUCCCCAUCUCACACAGUGUGAAAUGGGGCCUAACAGUCGACGCCAUUAGAGUAAAAAAUCAUGCCUUAAUAAAAAAUAGUUAAACCAAAUCUCUCUUUUUGUGAGUGCCCAACCGCUAUCAGCGGCUUUAAUGCAGUUAACUAUCUCACAUGGUGUUCGUGUGUAGUAAAGAAUGUUCAUUUCAUUCCUGCGCGCCAAAAACUUACAAGGAAUGAUUUGGGUCGAUUUCUUGAGAUGAAGAGCCCCACGGGCCCAAUCUGAUUGAACAUCAUUGUCCAAUCUUCUCCUUGAAUUGGGUCUCCUCCUUCCCCUGUUCUUGAACAUCAUUAUCCAAUCUUCUCUUUAAAUUGGGACUCCUCCUUCCCCUGUUAUUCAUCAGUGUGAAAUGAUGAAGGCAUUUCAUUCACUCAGGCUUGUGCUCUUGGGAGCAAGUGUGCUGCUCUGUUUGGGUUUUGAGGCAGAGGAGCUCGAAUGGCGCCCUGCUACAGCUACCUGGUAUGGUAGUCCAGAUGGGGAUGGAAGCACUGGAGGUGCUUGUGGGUAUGGCAGCCUGGUGGAUGUGAAGCCUUUUAGAAAGAGAGUGGGUGCUGUGAGCCCUGUGCUGUUCAAAGGCGGAGAAGGUUGUGGAGCAUGCUAUAAGGUGAAAUGUCUGGAACAGAGCAUGUGUGCAGAGAGAGCUGUGACAGUGAUAGUAACAGACGAAUGCCCAGGUGGAUACUGUGCUUUUGGACGAACUCACUUUGAUCUGAGCGGAGCCGCUUUUGGCCGUAUGGCUGUAGCAGGCCAGGCCACCAGUCUUCUCAACACUGGAGAACUCCCUGUUCUCUACAGACGGACAAAAUGUGAGUAUCCUGGAAGAAACAUCACAUUCCAUGUGAACGAGGGCUCUACAGACUAUUGGUUUUCCAUUCUGAUCGAAUAUGAAGAUAAUGAUGGAGAUGUGGGAGGCGUUCAUCUGAAAGAGGCUGGGUCGGAGACAUGGAUGGAAAUGAGGCAUUUGUGGGGAGCAAACUGGUGUUUGCUAGGAGGGCCAUUGAAGGCACCAUUUUCUCUGCGCGUAACAUCCUUGUCCUCCAACAAGACGCUCUCUGCCAGAGAUGUCAUCCCACACAACUGGUUUCCUACCGCCACUUACAAAUCACGCCUCAACUUCGACUGAAAACAAUAUUGGUGUACGUGUAAACGAGGAAUCGACUUCCAAAGGGAAGUUUGUUAGUAAGUCGUUGAAGUUAAAUAUAGUGUGUGAAAGAGAGAGAGAGAGAGAGAGCCGCUCGGUGGCAGCUCCAUAAGGCUGCUGUGCAUCAGUAGUAGGUUGGUUAUGUUUAGGUACCUAUGUUUGCCAUCUAAAUAGUAAAUAAAAAUGUGGGUCAAGUUUUUAAAGGCACUGCAACCUAUCAGGAACUGCCAGUUCCGUAUUACCUUUUCUGCCAUGGCAUGUAAACCAAGAAGCAAAUUUCAAUGUUUUGUACCUGUUGUCAUGAUAGUUGCAGUUUUCUCUUUAAUGAAAGUUUGACCAUCUUUUUAAGAGAA